Molecule: messenger RNA, 650 nt
Organism: Staurois parvus
Lineage: Eukaryota; Metazoa; Chordata; Amphibia; Anura; Ranidae
Source: the annotation of a GenBank genome assembly
AUGAGUUGUACGAUCGAAAAGGUUCUGGCCGAUGCAAAAUCUCUGGUGGAGCGGUUACGGGAACAUGACAGUGCAGCAGAGGCCCUUAUCGAGCAGACGACGGUGCUCAACAAACGGGUGGAGGCAAUGAAACAGUACCAAGAUGAAAUUCAGGAACUGAACGAGGUUGCAAGACACCGACCACGGUCGACGCUGGUGCUAGGAAUACAGCAGGAGAAUCGGCAGAUCAGGGAACUUCAGCAAGAAAACAAAGAGCUUCGCACUUCCUUGGAGGAACACCAGUCAGCACUGGAGCUGAUUAUGAGCAAAUACCGAGAGCAAAUGUUCCGAUUAUUGAUGGCAAGCAAGAAGGAUGACCCCAGUAUUAUUGUCAACCUGAAAGAGCAGCAUUCCAAGGACUUACAGACUCAUGUAGAUAAAAUUACGGAGAUGACGGCGGUGAUGAAAAACGUGCAAUUGAAAUUGAUGAACAAUGUGGUACCCAGGAAUAUGACAGGAUCCUAAAACUUGAGCAAGAGAAUAGAGGCUUACGAGAGAUCCUCCAGAUCACCCGGGAGUCCUUCUUGAACCUCAGAAAAGAUGAAUCUCUAGAGAGCUCCUCCCUUUCUGCCCUGGUCAACAGCACGGACCAUAAUUUACGGAAAAGCUGA